Portunus trituberculatus (swimming crab) is the source of this 4934-nucleotide messenger RNA. RefSeq names its product gamma-tubulin complex component 6-like (gene Grip163). Bases 221 to 4405 code for a protein of 1394 amino acids. Gene Ontology annotation, cellular component: equatorial microtubule organizing center; gamma-tubulin complex; spindle pole. The transcript has 22 exons. Gene Ontology annotation, biological process: meiotic cell cycle; spindle assembly; microtubule nucleation. NCBI's taxonomy places the organism in Eukaryota, Metazoa, Arthropoda, Malacostraca, Decapoda, Portunidae. The record is from RefSeq and is a predicted model, not a curated record. Gene Ontology annotation, molecular function: microtubule minus-end binding; gamma-tubulin binding.
CUGCCACAUGGAAGGGAAGGUACAGCAGGCAAAUCCAACCCUUACGAUUUAGAGGAAAUGAUCAGGCUGAGUGAGGCACCUCCAGGCACUGGGGUCAGCCCUAUGCUCACUGGGGAAAAGGUCUCACUAGCAAAGGGAAAAGUGUUGGGAGCACUGUUACAGGAGUCUAAGAAGGAAGUGACUCCUCACAUGACUCUCUCCCUUCCUAAGUUGCCAAACAAUGCUGAAGGUUACACUCCCUUCAGCCUGUCCUCAGUCACCAACACUACCACUGCUCCCAUGGCCAUCUCUCCUUCUUGUAACAGUGGUGCAGGAGGUGAUGAAGGGUAUGCUUCCUCCAACUCUGCUGCCAGUGAUUCCCCAGGGGAUGAAGAGGACCCCUGGGAAGCUGUGCUGGCCGCCUUCCCUCACCAACCGCCGCACCUGGGCCACCCUUGGGCACAUCCCUGAAACCAAAGAGAAACCAUUUAUAUCUGAGGCAGGAGAAAAGACAUCACAUAAUAUAUGGUUACUAUACCAGGAAUUGUGGUCCAUCGUAGGUGGACACUCCAUCCCUCAGCUGUGUGUGAGGCCCAUGAAGGAGCUGUGCCAAGAUGUCCUCUAUCUGCUGAUUGGAGUUCCCUCACACAGCUUUCCUUGGUCUGAUACUGAGGAGUGUUUCAGCAUCAGGGAGGAUCUGUGUCACUCUAACAUCACCCCGGAGGCACUGCGAAGCUCCUUGCUGCCCCUUGUGGAAUGUGGCACACUAGUUCACAGGCUUGAAAUAUUGUUUCCCACACCAAAGUCUGACACCCAGCAGCUGUUGACUCAUGGCUCAGUGUUCACGGCUUUCACCUUUGCUAUAUCCAGUGUGCUGCAAGUGCACAGGGAGAUGGUACUUUCUCUUGGGGAUGAGACUCUCCUCUCAGCACUGCAGGACAAAGCUCAACCUCUAGUCAAGAAGAUCAAGUUUGUUGCUUCAGUUUGCAAAGUCUCACUGUCUAAUAAUAAAGUUAAGCUGCCUGCUGCACCAGGAAUCAACGACAGAAAGCAGCAGGGCAGUGUGGAUGAGAGCUGUGCAGGUCUUCCUAGAGGACUGUGCCUGCUGGGGGAACUGCUCCACCGUAUCACCACCACCACUGACCGAGACUGUCUGCUUCUCCUCAUUUCUAUAUUUAGGAGCGCCUGUAUUCCCUUCUUCCGUUAUCUGGAGGAGUGGAUCUACCAUGGUGUGUGUUCAGACCCUGGGUUGGAGUUCAUGAUUGAAGUGAAUGGAGCUGCUCUUCUAAGAAGGGACCGUACAUACUGGACCUCAGGCUACACGCUCCGCCCUCAGACCUCUGUGCCUGCCAUGUUCCUGGAUGUGCUGGAAGAGGCCUUUGUUUGCGGCAAGACCAUCAACCUGCUUCGCCUCUGCUCUGGAAAGCAUUACCUUGUGGCAGGAAACCAUGACCAGCCACACAUGCAGCUGUGUGUGUCUGGAGAAGAGCUGACACACAUGCAGGAAAAGUGUCAGCAUUACUCUGCCAAUAUGGACCUCCUGGCAGCCCAACUCCAGGUCACAGUGCAGCAGAAAGCAGAGGAGGAGAAGGCUCACAAACACAGGCUUCAACUGAUCUCCUCCAAUAAACAUGCAGCUGUCCUCAGAGAGAUAGAGAGCAAGAUGCAAGAGCACAAUCAAUUAGUGAAAGAAGAGAAGGCAGUGAGGCUUAAAGAACUGAAGGAUGAAAUGCUAAAAGCUGAGAAGAGGAAGCAAGAAGAGAAGGAGAAGGAAGCUGAAAAUGACUGGAAUAUUGCUCAGGAACAGCAAGAGAUAGAGAAAAGACAGAUAGAGCAAGAAGAAGCCCUAAGAGCCAAGGUAGAGCAGUUUUAUCAGCAAAAGAUAAAGGAAGCAGAACGCGCUGAAGCUGUUGCCAGAUGGAGAAUGCAGAGGUGCUCCCUGAGUGCUGUCCGAAAGCAUCACAUCCAGCACACUUCCUGGCCCCCUGUCCCAGAGGAUGCAUCAUCCAAGAACAUGGAGGAAGAGAUACUUGAUCUUGCAUCACCACAAACACCAGAUUCCUUGCCAGAACAACCUGAGACGCCAGACCAGGAGCAGGUUCUUUGUGGUGGUGCUCUGAAGCGGCCACGCAACAUGAACACAAGACCAGACUCACAGAUGCAUUACAGGGCCAAGGGAUGUACCUUUGCACCCUACCACCUUCAGACUGAGAAGAGUGAGGAACUCCUGAAGGAGAGCCCCAACCAGGAGGUGUCUUCAGUGUCUGACAUGACAGCCUCUUUAAUGAGCACGUCUUCAGAUUUUGUGGACACGCCUUUUGAUGAGAAUCUCCCAGAUUUUGAGUCUGACUCCAAGAUACAAACAAUUCCUGAGAGUAGUGUUAUUGAAAAUGAAAACUAUGCAUAUAUGAAGAGCUCCAUUGAGGCAAUUUUGUAUGAUAAUGGCAAUGGCAAUGCCAACCUCCCUAGCAGUACCACUGCUGAAACUGUGAAUGCUCCCCCUAUUAUGCUCACGGAAUCUCCAGAUGCCAAUGCCAACAUUCCAGAGACAAUCACUAUUCUUGAAACAAGCCAGAAUGAAACCCAGCAACAAAACACCUCAGACAACAGCAACACAGCAAACCAGAAUCUGAAUGAGCUUGUACUUCAGUUCAGAGAGAGACGUGCUCAGGCUGCAGCUAUCAAGGAGAAAGUGCUAAAUGAGUACCACCAGACCACCACUGCCAGCAAAAACAACAUGAACAUCCUCAGGUCCAGAGUCAUUCCCUCCUCAGCUGCUGCCAGGAACAAGCAGCGAGUCAUGGAGACAGAGUUUGGCAUGGCAGACACAGAGCUACAGGAGGCAGGAGGCCAUGGUAUGUACAGUCGGCAAGUGUCCAACACCAGCACUUGCAGUUUCCGUUCCUGCUCCUCCUCAGAAAGGCCAACCUCCUCCUCCACUGCCUUCACUACUCCAGAUGAAGAGAGGCCUAUCCUUAUUGACCAGGUUGGUGGGGAAGUGUUAAAGGAACGCGGCCGUAGCAUUCAUGGCCACGCCUCUGAUGCAGUCAUUCAUAAGCUGCUGUGGAAGAAUGAUCCCACACCUCCUCCCAGUCCCUGCACCCCUCCAACUGAGAUUACCCCGAUCAAGGACAUGGUGGAGGCCACCCUCAAAAGUCUUCCAACACAGCACAAAACAUCCUGCUAUGAUCUGGAGUACAUGAAGCUGAUGGACCAGGAACCUCUGCUGGACAUCACUGGUAGUGCUCUGAGGGGCAAACCAAACACCAGGCCCUCCACUACCACCACAUCACCAUCCACCUCCUCCACCACCUCCACCACCACUACCUCCACCACAGCUGCACCCUCAACCCUGGAGCUCUCUUGUGUUCCAGUCUACUUCAUCCGUUCCAUCAGAGUGCACCUUACAACACAGAGUCAGUUGGUGAAUGAAAGCCUACUGGCAGAGAUGCUGGUUGAAGGACGUCUUCUUGACCACUUCAAAGCACUGCGUUCCCUCCUGUUGCUGCAUGAUGCCCACUUUGCCCGUGCCCUAACCUCUAACCUCUUUGGGAAGCUGGAACCCAACACUUGCCCCGCCACACUGCUCAUUCCCAGUAAGCUCAACAACAUCCUAUAUAAGUCUGUGGCAGAGUCUUGUUGGAGCAGCAGCAGCCAAGCAGACAAUCUUUCCUUUGCAGUUACUAGCAUCCCCCUUGCUUUCUCCCAUAACUCGAGUGUGGUAGAUUGCCUUGAGCUGAGGUACCGUGUCACUUGGCCUCACAAUCUUGUACUGGACGACUCCACCCUUGCUUCUUACUCCCGUGUGUGGAGUUUCCUUGCCUCACUCCACCAUGUUAUCUGGGCUUCAGACAACCUAUUCAUCCACAUAUCCUUCCUCAAUCGGCAAGACAAGGAGAGCCGCCUCUCUAGGUCUCCACAGUUCCAUCAACUGUGUCUCCACCGCCACAAGAUGCACCACUUCCUGCUGGCACUCCAGGCAUAUGUCAUCAGCCAGAUUCACCAGAUCAGCUGGAGCAGACUUGAAGAGAAGCUUCAUGCAAAGGUGACCUCCCUAGACCACCUGUACUCCCUGCAUGCCUCCUUCAUCAAGGCCAUCAUCUCCAGGUGCUUCCUGAGUCAGAAUGGGCAGGUAGUGCACCAGCUGAUCAAAGAUGUGUUCUCCAGCACACUACGAUUCUGCUCCCAAUUCUUGGCUCAUCCAUGGGUGCCUGAGGAUGCUGAUGGAACAGUUAUGGUGCAUCCAGCUUUCAAUGCCCUUAAGGACACCUUCCAGGAAUUUGAAACUCGUGCUGCCUUCCUGCAUAAGUUGCUGGUGAAAGUUGGGCAGCGCAUUAUGACAAACUCCCACCAACAACAGCUUCUUGCCCUGCUGGAUUUCAAUGAAUACUACACAAAGAAGAAAACAAGAAAACCAGAAGGAUAACCCAACACACAUACUCUCUCUCUCUCUCUCUCUCUCUCUCUCUCUCUCUCUCUCUCUCUCUCUCUCUCUCUCUCUCUCUCUCUCUCUCUCUCUCUCUCUCUCUCUCUCUCUCUCUCUCUCUCUCUCUCUCUCUCUCUCUCUCUCUCUCUCUCUCUCUCUCUCUCUCUCUCUCUCUCUGUGAUAGGUGUAAAUACAUAGAUCACCAUUCCAUAAAUACUGGAGUCUAGCCAUUCCUAUAAAAGUAUAGAUCGUUCCAGUUAAUUAUCACAAUUCAAAAGUUACAAAUAUAAGCCCCAUGUUAUAUAUAGUAUACUUAGGAAUGUGAAGUUAAAUCAGAGUAGGGAUUAUAUUUGUUAGAUAAAUCUAUUUGAUCUCAGCAGUGUUAAAAGUAAUUGUUUCACCUCAACUUUUUUUAUUGUUAUUCCAUUGUUGGCUCAAUUAAUUUUUUUUCCUUGGCACCUUCACAUCAACCAUACUUUCAUUACGCUUACUGUGUUACGAGACAAGAGUAAAACAAUAUAAAGACUGA